UCUGACAAUGUUUGGCUUGGUGAAAAUGAUAUUGACCUUCCUUAGACAUUUGAAUUAUUAAUGAUAAAUGCAUUAUGUUUAAGGUUUGAAUGCCCGAUUUAAGGGAACAAACGCUUUGAAUUAGUGUCCAACGUGAUCAUGUUUUGCCUCCCUUGCGACUCAUUGAGCUAUUUUGAAUUUCAGGAAGAAGACAGAUAAUUUUCCCGAGUGAGGAAAUGUGACAAUGAUACUUAUCAUUUUCCAGUGUAUGCUGUUUUUAAUACGCACAAGGGCAUAUGAAAAUCUAGCACUACAAAGACCAGCAUGGCAGUCACAUGAUUAUCAUGGUAAAGAAACGGAGUGGGGAGCUGCGAAGGCGGUUGACGGAAAAUACAUUGACCGCUCAUCAGGAGGAAACCAAUGUACCAUAUCUGCGAAUGAUGAACCAACGGCGACGUGGAGAGUGGACCUGGGGGGCGUGGUCAGCAUCAGCGUCAUCAGCAUCUAUUACAGGACUGACAAUAGUCCAAAUCCCGGUUCCUUUUCAAGUCGGUUUGUUGGAUUUUUCCUUUACGUGUCCAACACUACGUCAAAGGAUGAUGGCCAUCUUUGUUUCCAUGAGAUACAGAAUGUGACCGGCACACCGAUAGAGAAUCAGUUAAUAAGCUGUUCUGUUCAUGGACGAUAUGUUAUCUACUACAACGAGCGGAAGCCGGGCGUUAACUAUCCUAGUUAUUACUCACAACACGCAUAUAAUGAACUGUGUGAAGUGGAAGUUUAUGGGUGUCAUGACCCAAAAUACUAUGGCGAUAAUUGUGACCAACUGUGCUCUGAGGGUUGUCUAGAGAAAACGUGUGACGCCAUGACGGGCCACUGUCUGAACUGUUUACCGGGAUAUCAAGGUCUUCGCUGUGAUGAGCUAUGUACUGAUCAGAAGUACGGACAGCAGUGCUCGUUACAGUGCGGUAACUGUAGCGAUGGAGAAGCAUGCAACCAUGUCAACGGCACGUGUCCAUGGGGAUGUGAUGAGGGGGUAGACGGGGAUGAAUGUCAGACACCAUGUCUGCCUGGCUUUCAUGGAAAGAACUGUGGACAGAAUUGCAGUGAGAACUGUAAAGUGACAAACCGCUGUAACAGAUUUACAGGGGAGUGUGACGGGGGCUGUAAACCAGGAUGGAGGAUACCAACAUGUCAGGAAGUAUGCCCCAGAGGAUAUUUCGGUAUCAACUGUCAGGACAGCUGUACCUUGUACUGUGGUAGAAAUGGUAGUUGUGACCGGAUCACUGGUAUAUGUGACGAUGGCUGUAUGGAAGAUUGGAGCGGGCCUCUCUGUGGCACAGCACCUAAAAUUUCUGAUUGGAGUCACUGGACAGGAUGUAGCGCCACAUGUGGGGGUAAUGGCGUUCGACACAGAUUUAGGACCUGUACAGGCGUCUGCACACAUAUUGCUUUGAAUCAAUCAGGGAAUUGUGGUGUUCAACAAUGCCCUAUUGACGGAUCAUGGGGCGCGUGGGGAGGAUACAGCUCAUGCGACAAGUCCUGUGGAGGCGGCUGGAAACUAAGAUUCAGGAAGUGUAACAGACGCUCCCCUUCCCACGGAGGUCAGCCUUGUUAUGGUGAUUCGAUGCAGGCUACAGGAUGCGCGAUGAUCCAUUGUCCAAUUGACGGCGGUUGGUCGACAUGGUCAGACUUCGGUCAAUGUAGUGAAACUUGUGGCCAAGGCGUCCAGAUCAAGUCGCGUACCUGCUCCAAUCCACGCCCACGUUACGGAGGACGAGGUUGUGUUGGGCCGAAUAAUGCUUCAAAAUCCUGUCAACGUGGAGAAUGUCCAGUGAAUGGAAACUGGGGAUCAUGGGGUCACUUCCAUCCAUGUGACAUGUCCUGUGGUGGUGGACUACAGUUACGACUGAGGGAAUGUAAUGAUCCUCCGCCAUCUCACGGGGGACUCCCCUGCCCAGGUCAAUCUGUUCACGCCGUACCGUGUAACACUGACCAAUGCCCAGAUCAAAUGAAUGCUACUCUGUCAUCAAAUGAUUUAUUUGGUUGAAAGGAGCAUUGAUAUAUAAACAGAUAAAUAAAAUGUAUGUUGUAGAUCAGGUAAACUAUUGGAAUUUUGAAUGUAAUAAAAGAGCCUGUU
Ostrea edulis (European flat oyster) is the source of this 2116-nucleotide messenger RNA. RefSeq names its product coadhesin-like. NCBI's taxonomy places the organism in Eukaryota, Metazoa, Mollusca, Bivalvia, Ostreida, Ostreidae. The coding region runs from base 224 to 2026 and encodes 600 amino acids. The transcript is spliced from 12 exons. The record is from RefSeq and is a predicted model, not a curated record.